Molecule: messenger RNA, 2503 nt
Organism: Antechinus flavipes (yellow-footed antechinus)
Lineage: Eukaryota; Metazoa; Chordata; Mammalia; Dasyuromorphia; Dasyuridae
Gene: GDI2
Product: GDP dissociation inhibitor 2
Exons: 11
Coding region: 239-1576 (445 amino acids)
Biological process (GO): protein transport; vesicle-mediated transport; small GTPase-mediated signal transduction
Cellular component (GO): cytoplasm
Molecular function (GO): Rab GDP-dissociation inhibitor activity
Source: RefSeq, a predicted model, not a curated record
CCUUCCCGGCUCCUCCUGCUUACUCUUCCCGCAGCCCUCGCUUCUCUCUUCUAAUCUGUGGCAGUGGGCGGUUUGUCCUCCUCUGUGCUCCAUUUUAUCUUCUGUCUGCGCUCGCCCAACGGCGCGUGCUGCUUCCCUACUCCUUCCCUUUGGGUUGUUUUUCCUCCCUUUCUAGUUCUUGGCCCGCCCCCUCCUUUCUUUUUUUUUCGUUCCUUCCCCUAUCCUCCUGACCCCCGCCAUGAAUGAGGAAUACGACGUGAUCGUGCUGGGCACCGGCCUCACGGAAUGUAUCCUUUCUGGGAUCAUGUCAGUAAAUGGAAAGAAGGUCCUUCACAUGGAUAGAAACUCCUAUUAUGGAGGUGAAAGUGCAUCCAUUACACCACUGGAAGAUUUAUAUAAGAGGUUUAAUAUACCAGGAACACCACCAGCCUCAAUGGGAAGAGGACGAGACUGGAAUGUGGACCUAAUCCCCAAAUUCCUUAUGGCAAAUGGUCAGUUGGUUAAGAUGCUGCUUUAUACAGAAGUCACCAGGUAUUUGGACUUCAAAGUAACUGAAGGAAGUUUUGUCUACAAAGGAGGGAAAAUCUACAAAGUUCCUUCCACAGAGGCUGAAGCCUUGGCAUCUAGCUUGAUGGGGCUUUUUGAGAAACGUCGGUUCAGGAAAUUUUUAGUGUAUGUUGCCAACUUUGAUGAAAAAGACUCCAGAACCUUUGAGGGUGUUGAUCCUAGGAAGACUACAAUGCGAGAUGUGUACAAGAAGUUUGAUUUGGGCCAAGAUGUCAUAGAUUUCACUGGCCACGCUCUUGCCCUUUACAGAACUGAUGACUAUUUAGAUCAACCAUGUUAUGAAACCAUCAACAGGAUUAAACUUUAUAGUGACUCUUUGGCAAGGUACGGCAAAAGUCCAUAUCUUUAUCCACUAUAUGGCCUUGGAGAACUGCCUCAAGGAUUUGCAAGGCUAAGUGCCAUUUAUGGAGGUACCUAUAUGUUGAACAAGCCAAUUGAAGAAAUCAUUGUAAAAGAUGGACAAGUGGUUGGUGUGAAAUCUGAAGGAGAGAUUGCUCGUUGCAAGCAGCUCAUCUGUGAUCCUAGUUAUGUAAAAGACAGAGUAAAAAAAGUAGGCCAGGUGAUCCGAGUCAUCUGUAUCCUAAGCCACCCAAUUAAGAAUACCAAUGAUGCCAAUUCAUGCCAGAUCAUCAUUCCACAGAACCAGGUCAACCGGAAAUCAGAUAUCUACGUUUGCAUGAUUUCUUCUGCACACAAUGUGGCUGCACAAGGAAAGUAUAUUGCCAUUGUUAGUACUACUGUGGAAACCAAAGAACCUGAGAAAGAAAUCAGACCAGCAUUAGAGCUUUUGGAGCCAAUCGAACAGAAAUUUGUUAGCAUCAAUGAUCUGUAUGUUCCAACUGACUUGGGAACAGAAAGUCAGAUCUUCAUUUCCCGCACUUAUGAUGCUACAACUCACUUUGAGACAACUUGUGACGAUAUUAAAGACAUCUACAAGAGGAUGACAGGGUCUGAGUUUGACUUUGAAGAAAUGAAACGAAAGAAAAAUGACAUUUAUGGGGAAGACUAAUAGCAGUAAUAUGCCAAUAUCCAAUUAGGAGAAAUUUAAAUUUCAACUAAUACAGAAUUAUAUCAAGAACCUAAUGAACAUUAUAUGAAAUCAAUAUUGUAUGGCCUGCUUUUGUAAUCACUUCUUUGAAAUUGAAGAGUACUGUUGCCCCUAAAUGUUCCCUUCUAUUCUCCUACCCUUCCUCCGUCCUGUCCCGUUCCGUUUCCCCCCCCCCCCCCCCCCCCUUCUCCCUCCCAGUUUAAUAUCAUGUAUUACUGUCUUUCUCCUGGGAUGACUGUCUAGAAGUUACAGAUUGCUAACAUUAUGUUCAAUUUCCUCAAGUGUGAGAGAGAGAGAGAGAGUGUAUGUGUGUGUGUGUAUGUGUGUGUGUUUUUAAGAGAAAGCACAGUUUAAACAUACAUUCAUUGAGGCAGACAAAUAGAACUUGAUACAGUAUUUGUAUCUUUUAAUAGUAUAGCUUUUUCAAUUGUAUGCUUAUUGGGCUCCUGUUGAUUCUUUUAAGUUCAUGUGCUAUCUGUUCUCUUAAACAUUACUCUAAAUUGAACACUCCAUUAUUGGGCAGCAUCCCUCCAAGUUCCAUAAACUUCAGUUUUUGUUUUCAUGUCAAGUAUUUUGACAGUGCCCAAAUGUCAUAGUCAUUAGUUAUGGGCGUAGAUUUCUAACGGAGCUUUAGCUUUUGAAACUGUUCACAUAAUUUAGAAGAGGCCUGUGUGCCUAAAAGCUGUUUUGGUGUUUUGACCUAAUAAAAUGGAUUUUAAUUAAUAGCAGGCAAGAUGUGAAAGUAACCUAUCCCCCCUUGGCUUUUUGGAUGGACCAAACCACUGUAGUGUUAAUUUCCCAGAGCCUCCUCCAAGUCCAUGAUGUUUCAUAAAAUGGCUCUAAAGGAUUUCUGUACUGCAAAGUAAAGCCAAACUCUGGAAAACAGUA